CUGUUCAGCGAUUCGAAAAUUCCCCAAAACCCUCGCUCUUUUCUCACUCACUCUCCUCCGACGUCGUUUCGAAUCGGCGCGCCUUCCGAGAAUCGCCCAAUACACGUCAUCAUCGGCUCCACUUCACCGCCGUACCAUGCCUCGCGCCACUUCGAAAAGAAAAGCGCCGCCGUCGACCUCCGCCUCCGUCACAUCCUCCGACGUCGUUUCGACUCGUCCAGGUAAAAGAGGCAAAAAGGAUGUAGACAAGAUAGGGGACCUAUUUGAUGUGUACGUUAACAAGAGCCUCGACAUGAUUGACCCAGAAGGAAUUGUGUCUUUUUGUUCGCAUUUGGGAGUGGACCAUACUGAUGUCAGAAUCCUGAUGCUUGCUUGGAAAAUGAAAGCGGAAAAGCAAGGAUACUUUUCCAGGGAAGAGUGGCGAAGAGGCUUGAAAGAUUUGAACGCUGACACCAUAGCUAAAUUGAAGAAAGCACUCCCAGGUCUGGAAAAAGAGUUGAUGGCCACACCCAAAUUUGAAGAUUUCUAUGCUUUUGCAUUUCAAUACUGCUUGACAGAAGACAGACAAAAGAGUGUUGAUAUCGAGACUGUGUGUGAAUUACUGAAUCUUGUGCUGGGUCCCAAAUACCGAUCCCAGGUUGAUAUAUUAACCAAGUAUCUGAAGGUCCAAAGUGAGUACAGGGCAUUAAAUGCUGAUCAGUGGAGACAUUUUUACCGUUUUUGCAAGGAGAUAAGUUUCCCAGACCUCGAAGACUAUGAUUCUGAUCAAGCAUGGCCUGUGAUAAUUGAUAAUUUUGUUGAAUGGAUGAAAGAAAAUAAGCAAAGCUAAUUUGAGCAUCUUUGGGGACAAUGUGAUCCCUUUUGUGAGAAUACAAUGCUAACUAUAAGAAGGUAACAGAUUCUUUUAUUCCUUUCCGUCCCAUUCAUGGCUUGUACUAAAUCACAGCAAUUGAGUUAUCAAACUAGUAUAAUGUUUUAUUCCUGUCCGGCGGUUGUAAUUAGCUUUCUUCUGUUUGAUCUAUCUGCAGGGCUUGCGAAGAAUUCGACCUUUUGAUUUUACUAACCAAUCAUUCAUGCUUGUCGUUGUUCUUUGUUUGGGACUUGUGGAGCUGCAUUUGCCUCUGCUUCUGCCUCUUAUGAGAA
Fragaria vesca subsp. vesca is the source of this 1143-nucleotide messenger RNA. RefSeq names its product DCN1-like protein 4-like. Gene Ontology annotation, cellular component: ubiquitin ligase complex. Lineage: Eukaryota; Viridiplantae; Streptophyta; Magnoliopsida; Rosales; Rosaceae. Gene Ontology annotation, biological process: protein neddylation; positive regulation of ubiquitin-protein transferase activity. Bases 137 to 829 code for a protein of 230 amino acids. The transcript is spliced from 9 exons. Gene Ontology annotation, molecular function: cullin family protein binding; ubiquitin-like protein binding; ubiquitin conjugating enzyme binding. The record is from RefSeq and is a predicted model, not a curated record.